This is a messenger RNA of Petromyzon marinus (sea lamprey), 1151 nucleotides long. RefSeq names its product NADH:ubiquinone oxidoreductase subunit S6 (gene NDUFS6). Lineage: Eukaryota; Metazoa; Chordata; Hyperoartia; Petromyzontiformes; Petromyzontidae. The record is from RefSeq and is a predicted model, not a curated record. Gene Ontology annotation, cellular component: respiratory chain complex I. Gene Ontology annotation, biological process: mitochondrial electron transport, NADH to ubiquinone.
GCCGUCGUGUGUCGUGUGUGUGUCUGUGUGUGUGACCUUCAUUGGUGCUGCCUCCCCUCGCAGCACUUGCCCCUACCAAGCGACUGUUGAAGGAACGCCUCGGCGAUGGCCUCCUGCGCGCUCUCCCGGGCGAGCUCCGUCGCUCUCGCCGCCUCUCGGGCCGCGGGGGCCUCGGCCUCGGCGGCCUCGAGGGCCUCUCGGGCCCCGGGGGCCGCGAGGGUCGGGCCCCUGCUGCUGGGAGCGGGGGCCCGGAGGGGCCUCGCGGCGGGACCCGGGGUUCAGGAUGGGGAGAAGGUGACGCACACGGGCCAGGUGUACGAUGAGAAGGACUAUCGGCGCGUGCGCUUCGUGGGGCGACAGAAGGAGAUAAACGAGCAGUUUGCCGUGGACAUGAUCGCCGCGGAGCCGGUGCGGGAGGUGGCGACGCGCGUCACUCACUGUGAUGGCGGCGGCGGAGCCCUGGGCCACCCGCGUGUCUACAUCAACCUGGACAACAACGACAAGGAGGGCGUGUGCGGAUACUGUGGCCUCCGUUUCCGGCAGGCUCACCACCACCACCACUGACCCCCCCCCCCUCCCUCCGGCGCUCGCGAGCCUCCGCGGCGUCCGUCCGGCGCCCCCUCCCCCGUCCCCUGAAGCAGCUUCGGCCUCGUUGGCGACCGUUCCGUGGUAGCGAGUCUCGCCGGGAGUGUCGCCCGGCUGGGCGCGCCACGGCCAUUCGCUCGAGUUUUUAACACGCAGCGGCAGGCUUUCGGCGACCGGUGUCACCCGCGAGAGAGUUGUUUUGUUGCGUUUUAGAGUGCCUGGAUGUAAAUGUGCCGUUAAACCCGCCACCACCCAACGCAGCUAAUUAACUCCGCACCUCCGAUUUGGGACUGUUGGCUGCAUGCGGUGCGAAAGAAGUUAAAACAUGCAUACGUAAAUACACUGGAGAUGGUGUCAGUAGUGUCAGCCGUGAGCGUCUGUUGACUGUUACCCGAAUGGUUGGAACGGGAGUGCGGGCAGUACAAAUGUGACGGGCGGUCCGGACAGCAGCACAAACGAGACAAAUCCGAACAAAAAGAACACGUCCCUAAAACCGAAUCACGAUCCUGACAGUCCUUUUAAGCGUGCCGCGCAGCGUGACGUGACUUCCUGUGACGUCACUUCCU